This is a messenger RNA of Pochonia chlamydosporia 170, 231 nucleotides long. RefSeq lists its product as hypothetical. Lineage: Eukaryota; Fungi; Ascomycota; Sordariomycetes; Hypocreales; Clavicipitaceae. Bases 1 to 231 code for a protein of 76 amino acids. The transcript has a single exon. The record is from RefSeq and is a predicted model, not a curated record.
AUGUUUGUUGAGCUCGACAGCGAGCGAUCUGUGGCAAGUGCAUGUCUCUUUCCAUGGCUGGGGUUGGGUCACCAGACUGUGAUGAGUGGAGGGGACCACUUUAAGCCAGCAGUUGAGUAUCAAGAGCGGUGCGGCACGGUAUGGUAUGGUAUGGUCUGGCCUGGCCUGGUGCGUUGCUGCUGUGUUCGAAACGGCGCUUUUAUUAGUCGAGCUGGUGUCUGGCCAGUGUGA